Molecule: messenger RNA, 7245 nt
Organism: Etheostoma spectabile (orangethroat darter)
Lineage: Eukaryota; Metazoa; Chordata; Actinopteri; Perciformes; Percidae
Gene: stxbp5b
Product: syntaxin binding protein 5b (tomosyn)
Biological process (GO): Golgi to plasma membrane transport; exocytosis
Cellular component (GO): plasma membrane; SNARE complex; cytoplasm
Molecular function (GO): GTPase activator activity; syntaxin binding; myosin II binding
Source: RefSeq, a predicted model, not a curated record
CCGCUGCAGCUCACUGCGUUUCCGUAGCCAGUUGGUUGCUAUACCCGCUGAGCCCAGACCGGGGAAACAGCUCACGGAAACGGUUCAUCCCGAUCGAAUAACGUCAAAGCUGGCAACAUAAAUGGCGGAUUAACACUGAUAUCGGAGAGGACUCGCAAAAUAAAUGUUCGUAACUCGGGUGCUUUUGGAGAGUGCGCUGUUACCCUCCGUAACAUGUGAGAUGUAUAGCUACAGAAAUAUAUUAACUGUGCGUUAUUUCAGCUAACUAGCUAGCAGCUACCCCCCUCUCUAUCCAAUUUAUGGUAGCUCGCUUGAUCUGUUUUCUCAACCGUCGCGUCUGUUCCAGAGUAAAAUGAAGAAGUUCAACAUUAGGAAGGUGCUAGACGGCUUGACAGCGGCUUCUUCUUCCUCCUCCGCAAGUGCCCAGCCGGGUGCUCCCAGGGAAAACGAUGUUAUCCAGGAGACUCUCCAGUCGGAGCAUUUCCAGCUUUGCAAGACUGUGCGUCAUGGCUUCCCAUAUCAACCAUCCUCAAUGGCUUUUGACCCUGUCCAGAAAAUCUUGGCCGUCGGGACUCAGAAUGGAGCGUUGAGACUCUUCGGCCGUGCGGGUGUGGAGUGCUACUGUCAGCAUGAGAGCGGGGCGGCUGUCAUCCAGCUCCAGUUCCUGAUCAACGAGGGGGCGCUAGUGAGUGCCUUAGCUGAUGACAGCAUCCACCUGUGGAACCUGAGGCAAAAAAUCCCUGCAAUCUUACAUUCUCUCAAGUUCAACAGGGAGAGAAUCACAUACUGCCACCUGCCCUUCCAGAGCAAAUGGCUUUACAUCGGCACAGAAAGAGGAAACAUCCACAUUGUCAACGUGGAGUCCUUCACUCUCUCAGGCUACGUCAUCAUGUGGAACAAAGCCAUCGAACUAUCCACCAAAACACACCCAGGGCCUGUUGUGCACAUCAGUGAUAACCCCAUGGAUGAAGGAAAGCUUCUGAUUGGAUUUGAAUGUGGGGUUGUGGUGUUGUGGGAUUUGAAGUGCAAAAAAGCUGACUACCGCUACAAUUAUGAUGAGGCGAUCCACUCAGUAGCCUGGCACCAUGAGGGCAAACAGUUUGUUUGCAGCCACUCUGAUGGCACUCUGACCACAUGGAAUAUACGAGCCCAAGCCAAGUCUGCACAGAUCAUCACACCACAUGGAAAGCAGCCUAAGGAUGGAAAAAAGCCAGAACCAUGCAAGCCUAUUCUGAAGGUGGAGUAUAAAACAACAAGGGCUGGGGACCCAUUCAUGAUCCUGUCUGGAGGUCUGUCUUACGAUACAGUGGGGAGGAGAGCCUGUCUGACUGUGAUGCAUGGAAAGAGCACUGCUGUCCUAGAGAUGGACUACCCCAUCGUAGAUUUCCUAACGCUGUGUGAAACUCCAUAUCCAAAUGACUUUCAGGAGCCUUAUGCUGUGGUGGUCCUCCUCGAGAAGGACUUGGUUGUAAUAGACCUCGGACAGAUUGGGUACCCCAUAUUUGAGAAUCCAUAUCCUCUGACCAUCCAUGAGUCACCAGUGACCUGCUGUGAGUACUUUGCUGACUGCCCUGCUGAACUUAUUCCUGCACUUUACUCCGUCGGCAGCCGGCAAAAGAGACAAGGUUACAGCAAGAAGGAAUGGCCUAUUAGUGGAGGAAACUGGGGCCAAGGCACUCAGAGUUACCCAGAGAUCAUUAUCACUGGACAUGCUGAUGGGUCGAUCAAAUUUUGGGAUGCUUCUGCAUUGAUGCUUCAAGUGCUGUACAAGCUGAAGACUGCCAAGGUUUUUGAGAGGGCUCGCAGUAAGGAGGAGAAGGCAAACACAGAUAUAGUAGAGGAGGACCCGUUUGCCAUCCAGACCUUGUCCUGGUGCCCUGAGAGCAGGAUGCUCUGCGUCGGGUGCGGGUUGACGUCCCACGUAAUUGUCAGUGGGUUCAGCACAGCCAAAUCACCACAUGAAGCUUUGGCACUUUUGGAGGUGCGGAUGCAGUGUGAGUUUAGCGACGGUGACUCCCCUGAUCCAGGAGGGGAUCAGACCCCCACCCUGCCCACCCCGGGAGCUUCCUCCAGCCCUCAGGAGAGUGAGCCUCCCACUCAGCCAUCCACAGGCAGCAACUCCUCCGACGGACCCCGGGACAAUAAACCAUGCCUGCAGGUGCGGAGCUCCCCGCUGAAGCAGUCUCCGGGCUACCAGGUGGAGCUGGUGAUCCAGCUGGUGUGGGUGAGCGGGGAGCCACCUCAGCCCAUCACCAGCCUGGCUAUCAACUCCUCCUACGGCCUUGUGGUGUUUGGAAACAGUAAUGGUCUAGCUGUGGUGGACUACCUCCAGAAAACUCUGCUCCUCAACAUGGGCACAUCGGAGCUGUACAGCCCAUCUGACCCCUACCAGAGGCAGCCUCGCUCGCCACGCAAAACACGCCAGCCCUCUGGAGCAACCUGUGAUUCCAACGAUGGGUCCAACACCUCAGAGGACCGCUGCAAGUCACCUACUUCAGGAUCCACCUCACCUUGCAAUUCUGAUGAUGAACGGAAACAGAAGUUCAUAGAGAAGGUGAAGUUCACAAGCAGACGCUUUUCCAAGACGGUUGCCAAUGACUUUGCCAAGAUGUCACGGAAAAUUAGCUUGUCUAGCGAGCAAAAGCCAGACCUGGAUGCCAAGGAUAACGCUUUCACCCGCUCGCGUAGUUCAAGUGUAACCAGCAUAGACAGAGAGUCCCGAGAGGCCAUCUCCUCCUUUCACUUCUGUGAGAGUUUCCCCAGGAAGACGGACAGCGUGGUCAGCCCCUGUCUGCUGGUGGGAACCACCCAGGGCACUGUGAUGAUGGUGGCCCUCAGCCUGCCGCCCCCUGGGGACCUCAGGCUGCAGCAACCCGUUGGCAUCUCCUCCUGUGGCACCUUGGUCACACUCAAAGGAGGCAUUUUGACUAUGGCCCUGUUGGACGCCACUGGAACUUUGCUGCCCCCUUCCUACGAGCCGUGGUACGACCCAAAUGCCUCAGACGAGGAGAAGGAGAAAAGCCGGAGGCGCAGGCCAGCCUCCCCUCCCUCGGCACAAGAGGGUCAAGAUUCCCAGUUCGCUGUGCUGUGUUCGGAGAAACAGGCCAAGGUGGUGGCCAUGCCCUCCCAGACCCGCAUCUACAAACACAACAUCACAGAGUCCUCCUUCGUGCUGAGGGCUGAUGUUGUGCAGAUGGCCGGAGCUUACUGCAUCGCCUGUUUCUGUGCUAACGGCCAUAUCAUGACCCUAAGUUUACCCAGUCUACGGCCUCUGCUGGAUGUGAACUACCUGCCGCUGACAGACAUGCGGAUAGCCAGAACGUUCUGCUUCUCCAACCUGGGUCAGGCCCUGUACCUCACCUCCCCCACGGAGAUCCAGAGGAUCACCUAUAGCCAGGAGACCUGCGACAACCGGCAGGAGAUGCUCAGUGAGUUGUUUACCCCUGUGGAGACACCAGAGGCUCCUAACAAAGGUUUCUUCAAAGGCCUGUUUGGGGGUGGCGCUCAGUCCCUGGACAGGGAGGACCUCUUUGGUGAAACAGGUGCUGGUAAGGCCUCCCGUAGCCUGGCCCAGCACAUCCCUGGCCCAGGAGGCAUGGAGGGCAUGAAGGGUGCAGCGUCUGGGGUUGUGGGAGAUCUGGCCCGCGCCCGGAUAGCUCUGGACGAGAGAGGGCAGAAACUGGGCGAGCUGGAGGACAGAACGGCAGCCAUGAUGUCCAGCGCGGAUUCCUUUUCCAAACAUGCUCAUGAUAUGAUGCUGAAGUACAAAGAUAAGAAGUGGUACCAGCUCUGAUGGCAGCGUGUGGAGCAUCAGACUCUGUAAUCACGCUCACCAGUAUCUCUAAGGAGCUGCAGGUCCUGCUUCUUCUCUUCUUUAUUUCUCUCCGUGGGAUGGGGGGGAGUUCUGCUCAACAGACUCAUGCUUUUAUUCCCAGCACAAUAUCAUACACUCUGCAUUACCUCAGUCACCAGAGGACUGCCGCGGAGUAGACACUGGCCGACCCAAUGUAAUGAGAAUGGAAAGAAAUGGAAGAAGAGAAGCUCUUAGGAAUCCCUCUUUCCAUUUAACCUGAAUUAACAUCAGUCUGCAGAACAGGAGAGAGGUGACCUUUCAUAUCCAUCAGUCACACACUCAUAUAUAUCUCACAUAUAAAUAUAUAUACUGUAUAUCUACACACACUGCUGUUUUGUUCUAAAGAGGAAAGACAAUUCUGCAAAACAUGUACUUGUGGUGGCCUGAUUGCAAUUGUUCUUUUAUCCUUUCUCUACCCUUUAUGGUGUUUGCCAAACACAGUGGACUUAAAUGAGGAGAAAAGUCUGAUGAUCCCUUGUCCUUCGUAUCUAAUUAAGUCAAUGAAGAUCUAAGUUUCUGAUUGAAUGAUUGAAUCAAUGAAGGACUUGUGUUGCUGUUUGUUUUUCUGGUUUAAAUUAUUUUUUUAAGUGUUCAACUUCUGUCCUUUUUGCUAAUUUGUUUUUGUCAAUCCAAGAAAGGGCCUUUCAAGCACUGAGAACCAUUAAAACUAGACAGGGAGAUGAUGAAUCUAUUGCCUCUCACCGAAUAAGGGCUGGUAGUACACUAGUUCAUCACCGACAAUUUCUUUUACACAGGAUUUACCAACCAAGCUGUUUUAAGUGAGAAAGACAAAUGGCGUGUUUUCUGAGAGUCACUUUGGCUUUAUUUUAAAUUAGACAAUUUAUUGGAACCCUAUAGAUAGAUAUAUAAUAGCUAGGAAAUAAAAGAAGUGUCUAUGUUGUGCAUCAGAUUUUUAAUUUUUUCUUUUGGUCAAUUAAAUGCGCAAAAAAAGUGAUGAAAAUGUUUACCCCUAAUGAAGAGUUUACAUUUAUCUAUCAGUAAAGAGAAGAGUUGAUACACUGGAAAACCCCUGAAGUCUUAUAUUCUUCUGGCUUUCAGGGGGCGGUAGCUAAGUCCCGGAUGAGAAGGAUGAUGUGUUGUAGGGCAAGACAAAGAAUGUCCUUAAUGCUAUUGGCAUAAAUGUAUAUUUUGGUUACAAUUACUUUUUUUGUUUGUUAUAAAGUGUCUAUCUAUACAUGAUUAUUCAAAUCUGUUUUUGGGCAUUCUGUCUGUCAUAGCGGAGUUGUGUCUCGUCUUUCAAUGUGUAAGGAAAAAAAAAAAAAAAAGCUUGUGUCUCUUACAGCACAAGAAAUGGUGAUGCUGUCUGUGUGUUCGUAGCUGCCAGUAGAAAUGACCAAGCACCACAGAGUGUGUCACGCAGUGCCAUUAGCCAUCUCUGAACCAACGUGUGUGUGUGUGUGUGGUGUGUGUGUGUGGUGUGUGUGGUGUGUGUGUGUGUGUGUGUGUGUGUGUGUGGUGUGUGUGUGUGUGUGUGUGUGUGUGUGUGGUGUGUGUGGUGUGUGUGUGUGUGUGUGUGUGUGGUGGUGUGUGUGUGUGUGUGUGUGGGUGUGUGUGUGUGUGUGGUGUGUGUGGUGUGUGUGUGUGUGUGUGUGUGUGCGGCGCGCGCUGUGCGCGCGCGGCGCGUGCGCAGGAAUAUGUGUGGACGCCAAUAUUUAUAAUACUACAUAGAUACAGUGUAUUACAAUAGGUCUUUUGAGGUUUUUGCUUGACAGUGUUUUUCAAUGUGGUUUAUUAGAAUUCUAUUGUAAUUAGAUUUUUUUCAUGACAGGCAAGGAUAUGCUGCUAUUUCUGUCAAUGUAGGAGCAUUUUCCGUUGGUCUUUUAUUUUGAAAGGAGAGACGAGACUUUGUCAUUCCAGAUUGCUGCCAAAUGUUGUAAAUAACGGGACAGCUGGACACAAAUCUGACAGUGCAGGUUCAGGCAACGUGACAUACUGUACGCUUGCAGCCAUGUUCUUUUCCGACACCAAAGAGUUGCUUAAUUUCACAGAGUUGUCUUGAUUUUUCCUAAAUAGUAAGAGACAGUCUGGAUACCAUGCACCAAGCACUCUUAAGUCAAGAAGUCUGCUGUGUGGAGGGUGGAGGGGGGGGGGGGGGGGGAGUGGAUCGGCUCUAUUUUCUUCUUAUAGGAAUGCCACCCUCAUUACUCAAACUGCUGUACAUGUGUUCAGAUAACAGGCAAAGUGAAUUUGAAGAGUUUAAUUCCAAAAUAAGAUCACGUACCACUGAUGGAAAAUGGUGCAGUUCCAAGAUAGAUACACAGCAUUUUGGAGUAAAACACUUCUCUUUAAGCUGGCUGAUUUGAAACCCAUCUGAAACAGCAGUUAUGUGAUUUUUGCACUAUUUUUUGUACUUAAUAAUUUUGUUUGUAUGUUUUAAUGUGUUUGUGUUUUCGUGUCCCAUUUGCUUGUUUUUGAAAGGACCAAAACAUGACAGUACCUAUGCUUAUAAUUAUAACUGUGUCAUUUGCCAAGGAUGCUAAUUGCUUCACUCUCAGAUUUGUUUUCAAUGUCAGGUUAAUGAUACUAUGAUAUAUUUAUAUAUUUGAAAACAAAUAUAUACAGUAUAUACAUUUAAUUUCAAUGAUCUAUUAAAAAUGAAUACCUUUAAUGUAAUUUUUCAAAUAACUCACGUUGAUGUCCAAACAAUGGUUGUGCAUACAUCAUCCAGACAUGACAAUAAACCGUUUUUUUGGUUAUAUAUUCUACAUGCUCAUUUCAGAUUCAAGCUUUGCUACCGCAGGAGGGUCAUCUCCUCUUGGUGGGCCACUGAGUCUUUCUGCAAAUUGUGGCCUCAAUUUCAAAGUGCUUCAGUUUGCAACAUAUAUGGUCUAAAUGGUCUCUUAUUGCACAUUGAAGGAUGCAUGAUAUUAGGUGUUUACAAACUUGAAACAACCAUGUAUUAUCCCUCUUAGAGAUUGUCUGUUUUGGCAUUUUUAUUCACCACCAUGUUGAACAAAACUGAUGUUCUCAUCACACAUCUGAAGGUGUCCCAUUUUCAUUUAUUCAUGCCAAUUGUAUAACUGUGAGAGAUUAUAUUUAUGUUAUUGGUACAUAUGAUUCUGUUAUUGUUUGCUUCAUGAAAUCUCUUGCUUUUCCUGCGCUGUAGACAUGCGUUGACAUCGAAGCUAGGCUCACAGCACCGUGCAGGAGAACUCGAGGGUUUCUCAGUCGCCAUACUUCCAUCCAUCUGUCCGUCUUCUGGGAUGAAUAUCUGUGGAGUUGCAGUAUUUUCUCAUAGUAGGCAUUUUUGUACAGUUUUAUUAAAACAAAUUUCACAUGGAUGUCUGACUUAAUUAAACAAUUUAGACUGUAGAUACAUUAUAUAUAGAUAUUAUUGUGCAAUGGAAAAAUAAAUGUAAAACCAAUCAUAA